This is a messenger RNA of Anopheles coustani, 2080 nucleotides long. RefSeq names its product NF-kappa-B essential modulator (gene key). Gene Ontology annotation, molecular function: K63-linked polyubiquitin modification-dependent protein binding. Gene Ontology annotation, biological process: regulation of canonical NF-kappaB signal transduction. The transcript has 3 exons. Bases 79 to 1734 code for a protein of 551 amino acids. The record is from RefSeq and is a predicted model, not a curated record. Gene Ontology annotation, cellular component: cytoplasm; nucleus. Lineage: Eukaryota; Metazoa; Arthropoda; Insecta; Diptera; Culicidae.
AGUUGCUGAACGGUGUUGGAAUUCAGUGCUAUUAUUAAUCGCCAGCAUAGAGCAUACGUUCCUUAAGACGAAGGCAAAAUGUCAAUGGUGGAAUCUGUGCAACCCACCAUGGAGGAGGAAUCGUUCAUCAUACUCGGCAGUACGCCGACACCGUCGAUGGUAAAUUUUUCGAUGCCACCCGCGUCGUUCCAGCCAACGUCGGUUGUUGAGCGCGAAGUAGAAGAGCCGGCGAAGGUUUCAUCAGCGGCCACGAAAAUGGAGAUAUCUACCCAGCUCGAUUCGACCACCUACAGUCUGCUUCCGAAUGGUGGAUCUUUAAGUGCAUCUGUUGCGCAGUUGCUGCCGGGUAUGCAAUCACUGAGUGAAUCAUCAAAGGCACUUUUGAUUGCGUCAGCGGAAUCAAUCCCUCCGCAGCAACCACCGUCGGGGGCUUCGGGCGAAGCAGGAGCACCGAGCCUGCAGUCAAUUGAAAACAAGGAAAAUGUUCCACUAAAUUCUAUCAAGUCGAACCGGCAACCGACGGCUUCUUUCAUAAUUGGCGAAACCCAAUCGAUUCUGCACCAGUUCCCGAGCCUCGCACAGUCAACAAUGUCGAUCGAAGAAAUCCAUUUACUGCAAAAGCUUAGCAUGGAGCACAGCCAACUGAAGGAGAGUCUGCAGCGGGCAAACGUAGCGAUGCGCAAAAAUUUCACUUCCAUACAGCAAUUGCAGGAUGAAACAAGGACACGUUGUGCCGAACAGGAGGCACGCAUUUCAGAGCAGCAGCGACAAAUCGAAAAACUAAUGGCAGAAAACACCAUGCUGUUGAAGGCAAACGACACGCUCGCUGACGAACUCAACGUUGCCAAAGCGGCCACCACCCGUGCUGAAGCUGAGCUGGAAACUGUCCGCAAAGAGCUGAGUGCGGAGGUCGAAGAAGUUGGACGUGUUCGCGAGGUUGAGCGCAAAGCGGCUCAGCUGGAAGUCGACGAGGUACGCAAGGAGUCCUCUGAGCGUCAGUCCAUCAUACAGAACCUGGCGAAGAAGAUUGAAGAUUUGGAGCUUCAAAUCAAGGGUUUUGUGGUGGUGAAAAGUAACAAGCCGGAGAAGAGUGACACUGAUGCCAGCUUUGUCCCGUUGGAUGUACAUAAGCAGCAGAUCAAAGCUCUAGAAAGACGGAUGUCGGUAGAGGUGGCCAAAAAUUUAGAGUUUGAAGAUAUGCGCAAAUUGUUCGUGGAUGAAAUCAACUGUCUGAAGGCUAAUGCCAAUACGGCAGAGCAGGUGUUCGCACAAUCGCGAUUCGAGACGCAACAAUUGUACGACACCAUUAAGGAACGGGACAACACAAUCGAGGACCUUCGAAAACAAGUUUGUGUACUCCGCGAGCAGUCGGAUGUACUAGCGGCACAGUCCGAAAUUUUCCAAAAAGACUUCGAGGCGGAACGUGCCGGCCGGCAGGAGCUGGCAAGCGAGAAGAGUCGGAUUCUGGCCGAAUUCGAAGUGCUUCAGCGACGAAACACAGAGCUUGAGGCGAAAGUGUCAAUGACAGAGUCUGAGCGUGAACAAGUUGCACAGAGGGCUGCUCAGAUGGUCCAGGUAGCCACAAACAGCCAGGAAGCGGCCUCAUCUAACCAAGCCGCCACUAGCGAACAGAACGAACCGCGAAGUCUGCUACGCUGUCCACUGUGCUUGAAGGGAUAUAAGGAGUUAUCUGCAUUGCAAAGUCACGCAGCCUUUUGUAUGGGCAACGAAUAAGUGCUUAGCAGGUGGAAUAUGAGUGCUAUAUGUAUUAUGUUAUAUGUUUCAUUAUAUAUCUAUUAAAGCGUAAUGUUUCAUUCAACGUUUAGAGAAAAUAACACACAAAUCUGUAAAGAAGCUAAAGUUAACGUGACGAUUUUCGAGGACGUGUGAGAUUAGCCUUCGCCUACAGAGUAUCAACAAUGCUUUAGAUAAGAAUUGUAUGACUAAUGAUAACGGAGUGCCCGAAAUUUGCAGGGUGUGAUGACUAAUGUAUGGAAUGAAUGAAUAAUGACUAAUGUAUCAAUAGAAUUGGUUUCUGAUGCAAACAGAUUAAAUAAAAUAAUGUUAUCACAUGAAUGGA